Molecule: messenger RNA, 1578 nt
Organism: Physella acuta
Lineage: Eukaryota; Metazoa; Mollusca; Gastropoda; Physidae
Biological process (GO): transmembrane transport
Molecular function (GO): transmembrane transporter activity
Source: RefSeq, a predicted model, not a curated record
AUGGACUGUCGCUAUGGAAGUGUCUCCAUCCUCUUGAGGAAGUACCUGGUGCUGAUGGGCUGUAUCAUGCUGCUGAUGCCGGUCUCUGUCUCGGUCUACUUCGGUAACUUCCUCACCUACCUGGCGUCCUAUUACCACGCCCACAUGUCACGUGUUCAUAUGUGGGUGGAUCCGCUGUGGCUUUCCUCCGCCUUUAAAAUAUUUCAACCAAUCGGGAUGAUCCUGGGUGGGUUCAUUGAGACCAAGUCGUCUUUGAAGACGGGGAUCUUGGUUGGGGCCGUGAUACAAAGUACGUCUGUGAUCCUCAGCUACUGGGCGGUGCAGGAACCUCUGGCACUACUUUUGUGUUUCGGGACAGCACAAGGCGUGGCUGGUGGGAUUCUCCAGGCUCUGCCUUACAAGAUGGCGGCUCAGACAUUUCCUGGAAAAAGUGGAUUCGCAAUUGGGAUAUUAUCAACAGGUCCAGGCACCUUUUCUCUCCUCCAUAUGCUCCUUUCGUACUACCUUAUCAACCCAUCCAACAUCGCUACGGACAUUGAAAUCAACAACAUCCGGUAUUUCACUGAUCCGGGAGUCAUUGAAAGAGUUCCCCAAUUUUUUCUAAAAAUAGGACUUUUCACAUUCGCUCUACAGCUGGUAGGGUUUAUCCUGAUACAGUGUAGGCCGAAAGAGUUAAACCCGCCUGACGAUGGGCAGACGGAGGAGUUACUUGUGGGUUCGAAACCAGAAGAUGGGGAGAGCGACGAUUACGAUAAUGUUGCAGGUGAAAUUUCUAAGAGAAAGGAUAAUAAACGUUAUAACAAUGAAACAGUAUUUAGUGAAGACAUUGAAAAGAACGAUCACGAUAAGCUAAUGUCUCAAACUACAAGGGAAAUCACAAAGGGUAGCGUGACAGAUAUCCAGGCAAUACAAGAAAAGAUGUUGGAUAUAGAUGAAGAAAAUGUACGUGACAAGAAAUACAAAGAAAAUUCUGAGAAUAUCGUGAAAGAUUUGACACCUCGCGAGAUGCUGUGCACUUUGACCUUUUGGAAAGUCUGGACAAUCUUCGCGCUGAUGGGACACACCUUCUUCAUCCACCUCAACCUCUACAAACAGUUCGGUCUGACCGUCAUCAACAACGACAACACCCUCGUCAUGACGGGCACCAUCAGCACCUUCGUCCUGAUGGUGUUCCGUCCUCUGGUCGGCUUCAUGUCCGACAAAUACGGCCUUAAGCCUGUCCUGGUCACCACCUGCGCUUGCUCCAACUUUUUCAUGACCAUGAUGCCCAUAUCACUCUACACUUUCCCACAGUUGUACAUCGUCUUCGUGGCUUUGGAGUUCUACGCCAUUUCGUCGGUAAGGGUCUUCUACUACAUGACCCCUAUGGCGCUCUUUGGACAAAAACAUUUCGCGUCCAACGUCGGUUUUAUGUCUGCGUCACAGUGGGUCGUCUUCUUCAUCGAUCCUGUUAUCGUCCCUCUCCUUAUCGUUAGCAUCGGCUGGACCAACGUGUUUCUGACGGGCUCUGUGGCCGCCGCACUGGCGUUUUUUCUAAGUCUUUCGAUACCAGAUCUCGAGGUCAAGAAGAAAAAAUAG